Molecule: messenger RNA, 3155 nt
Organism: Ahaetulla prasina
Lineage: Eukaryota; Metazoa; Chordata; Lepidosauria; Squamata; Colubridae
Gene: GPR143
Product: G protein-coupled receptor 143
Exons: 8
Coding region: 457-1635 (392 amino acids)
Biological process (GO): melanosome organization; G protein-coupled receptor signaling pathway; regulation of calcium-mediated signaling
Cellular component (GO): melanosome membrane; plasma membrane
Molecular function (GO): dopamine binding; L-DOPA receptor activity; L-tyrosine binding
Source: RefSeq, a predicted model, not a curated record
CUGCUCUAUCCCCAAUUUACGAAAUACGGAGGUUGAUCCUUUUGAAGGGAUUGCUUCUUUUCAGAUGGCGCCUCUUCAGAGCCUCGCUUUCUCUCUGAAGCCCCCCAUCCCACCCCCAAGAGGGCACACGGUCCUGCAAAAAGUAAUGCUUUUUGAGUGAAGCCCUGCCAACGCCUCGGAUCAAAGAAAAGGGAAGACACGCGCUUCGGAUCUCUUGCUCCCCCGUUUCACCGCCCUACUAGGAUUUCCGCUUGGUGGAGGUAAAAAAAACGGAGCCAGGAAUGGCAGCUCCGGGGGCUUUAGUCGCCACUUCGCCACAUGAUCCGGCCAUCGCGUGACCCCAACUCUGAGCUGCAGGAAGAAGAGGACAGAAAGCCUGCAAGAGCUUCCUAGGAGCGAGCGAAAGCGUGUGGCCCUUCCUCCCACCCCGACCCUCUAGCCUCCUAAAAACUUGCCAUGGCCUCUCCGAGGCUGGAAACUUUCUGUUGCCCCAACCGGGACGUCUCCACGAAGCUUGUGGUGUCUUUCAAGCCGGAGGUCUUUUGCGGGGUCUGCCUUGGCAGCGCCUCUGCCGGGAUUCUCUUGAGCGCCCUGCAGCUCCUCCCGAAGAAGGGCCGGGGAUCGCGGGCGAUUUCCAAGGCUUCCUCCUCCACCACCAUCCUUCUCCUCAUCUCCGCCUGUGACAUGCUGGGCUCUCUGGGUAUAAUCUUCCGAUCUAUCAUCUGGUUAGGGUUCCCAGACUUUGUGGCAAAUAUAUCUUUAGCAAAUCAAACUAAUAUAUGGCCUGCUACAUUCUGUGUAGGAAGUGCGAUGUGGAUUCAACUUUUGUACAGUGCUGUCUUUUGGUGGCUGUUUUGCUAUGCUGUGGAUUCGUACUUAGUAGUUAGAAGAUCAGCAGGAGUAAGCACUAUUGUGUUGUACCACAUGAUGACAUGGGGCUUGGCAAUUUUGCUGUGCGUGGAGGGAGUUGCUAUGCUCUACUAUCCUUCAGUUUCUAGUUGUGAAAAUGGAUUGGAGCAUGCAAUUCCUCAUUAUGUCACCACAUAUGUUCCACUGGUUCUUGUUUUGAUGGCCAACCCAAUUCUCUUCAGUAGAACUGUGGCUGCUGUUGCAUCUUUAUUGAAGGGACGACAAGGAAUCUACACAGAGAAUGAAAGGCGGCUGGGGACAGAGAUUAAAAAUCGCUUUUUCAAAAUUAUGCUGAUCAUCAUUGUUUGCUGGUCAUCAAAUAUCAUAAAUGAGGGUCUUCUGUUCUACUUGGAAAUGCAACCAGAUAUCAGUGGAAGCUUCUUGAAAAAUAUCAGAACUGCAGCACUGAUCACAUGGAUUAUAAUGGGAGUGUUAAACCCCAUGCAAGGCUUUCUUUUCACUUUGGCUUUUUAUGGCUGGACUGGUUGGAAUCUGGACUUGCAGUGGCAGAAAAGCCCAAUUCCAUGGGAUUCUCUGUCUACCUCAACUGCUGCUGGAAAUGGCUAUGCUUUGCCAAGCGGAAACUCGGUGAAUUUCCAUGACUCAAAGAAAACAUCAACAGUGCCCAUCCAUCAGACAGAUGAAACUUUAAGCAUACUGUCUGAAGGAAAUCUGGGCACCAAUGAGGGAUUAAUGAAGAAUUCUCCUGUCUACCAAGGCUGGUAAACUUCAGGAUUCACUCAUACAUUCACUGGCAAAAUUUAAGAUCUGUCUUAAAUACUGUUAGCUUAUUUAUUCAAUUACUAGAUCAGUGCUGAGGAAUGAAUGGAUACAUGAUCCAAACCUUGAAGAAAUGUUCCACUUAAUGUUUACACAAGGUGACACAUCAGUUUUUUAAAUGGGACUUUCUAAUAUGAUACUAAUAAAUUCUGAGCAUUUCAGAAUGAAGUAUCAGUAAAUUCUUUAAUGUACUUUUAUGUCUUCCUCAGCUUGCAUAGCCAGCAAGACAAUUUUACUUAAUAAAAGAUAUUAGGGACUCUUAUAAUUCUAAUGAUUUACCUUAAAACUGAUAACUAAAAACAUUCCAUCAUAACCUAGUAUGUAAUUUACAAAGCAUUACAUGGCUUACUAUUAUUGCCUCCUUUUCUUGUUUGUUUGCUUUUCCUCAGUUGAAAUCAUCCUACAAUUUUAAUCAUAGCUGCUUCUCUCUAUUCUUCUUUCUUUCCUUAACAAGCAGAGAUGUGAUUGUGCUAGAAGAGGGGUAGGGAACGAUGGCCCUUUUAUGACUUGUGGACUUCAACUCCCAGAAUUUCUGUCAGCCAGCCAUGCUCAGGAAUUCUGGGAGCUGAAGUCCACAAGUCAUAAAGGGGCCAUCCUUCACCACUCCUGUGCUAGAAGUUCCAUCAUUUCUCUGAUGAUAUUGACUCCUUUAUUCUAGCUGCAUUCUGGCCAGUGGUUAUAUCCAAAACACAUGCUAGUUAAGAUUUAGUUCUGCAUUCUGUUUGUCUACUGACCAAUUACACAGUUCUGAGAGUUAACUUUUGUAUUGAGGGUGGAUUGCUUUGUGUUGUAUUAAUCAUUCCUGUGUCUUUCUAGAUACAUAUUACCGUCUUACUGUGAUGGAAUGAUUUUUGUUAAAAGUAAUGCAUAAAAAAGGUAUGCACCACUAAUGCAAGAUGCAGUGAUACAAAUUUGCAGGUUCAUGAAAGAUAACCAGUGGUAUCCAAAUUAGCAAUCUCCAAUAUCUAGAUUUAGUAUAUGCCUUAAAGAUUAAUGCAUCGUUAGCCAUAAUUUCCUUUGGUCUGCUACAUGAAACUAAACCGUAGAUUUUGUUUUAACAAAUAAGUUAAAAGAAAUUAUAGCUUAGGAAGUUUGUAAACUAACAAUUUAGUUUUUGACCUUUAUUGUUAUUUCUUACAUAAUACACUAUUUUUUAUAAAGAAUCACUUAAUUAGCAUUUGUCUACACCUUCUGUCAAUCUAAAUUAGCCUUAUAUAUUGAUGGUGUAUUAUCAGCUAUCUAUAUAGAUAAUGUAAAAUCCUUUUCAUUAUUAUGAUGGGCCUCAGUGGCUGUUGUCAUAAUGCAUGAUUUAUAAAGCCCAGAAAACCUAUAACCUAUGGUAGUUUAACAUUUCACUCUUUGUUAUGAUAUAUUGCAGUUAUUAUUAUUAUUGUUGUUGUUGUUGUUGCUGUUGUUGUUGCUGUUGCUGUUGUUAUUAUAUUAUAACAAACAAUUCAUCUUCUCUU